CUCCUGGUCGGGUUGCGCUGCUCCCCGUUAAAAUCUCAGCGCGCCAGACGGAGAAAGGCGGCGCGCAGGAGGAGCUCGAGCGCUUUGAUGCGGGGUUUUAUUGAUUUGUGCAGCGCGGCAUCAUCAAACAGAAUUAACGGAAAUAAAGAGAAAGUGCUGGAGCUGCAGUUUCACACUGAUCUCCGUUCGGCGCGCGAGACUCUGAGAUUCUCUUCUUUUACACCAAAAUCGGACCCGAGGAAAACAAGCGCGGUGAUCUGAGAUGUCGGAGGCUCUGACACAGCAGGAGAGACUACAGGCCAUCGCUGAGAAGAGGAAAAAGCAGGCUGAAAUAGAGAAUAAGAGGAGACAGCUGGAGGAUGAACGCAGACAACUACAACACUUAAAGUCGAAGGCUCUGAGGGAGCGGUGGUUGUUGGACGGUGCGCCCUCCAGUGGAGAAAACGAGUUUCAGAGGCAGCUGCAGGAAGACGAGGCUAAAACCAGGGGGCUGGAGCAGAGCGUUCUCAGGUUGGAGCAGGAGAUCGAGGAGCUCGAGACCGGAGUCCCUGCGUCUAAAUCCACCGCAGAUAAACAGGACGUUAUAAAUACGCCUGAUGGCCCCGUAAAAGUGGAGAAUGGCAUCCCUAAAACCAGGCAGGUGACAGGUAUCGAGGCAAAGCUAGAAUGCCCAAAUUUGGAUGCCAAGGCCAUUGAGAAUGCGAGCGCAGAUCACCCAGUCACUAUGGUGUUCAUGGGCUACAAAAACGUGGAGGACAAGGAUGAGACCAAGAAAGUGCUGGGCAUCGAAGACGCGGUGAAGGCCGAGUUCGUCGUCAUUGAAGACAGCGAGAACAAAGCAACGACAGAGGAUGGAAAAAAUGAAGAGAAAGCUCCCCUGAAUGGCGCCCCCUCCAGUCCAGACGACAAGAAACAGGACGAGGCUGCAAACGGAGACGAGGUGAAACAGGACGAGGGCAAGAAAGAAAAGCAGCCGUGCAAGUGCUGCACUGUCAUGUGAGCAUGGGGGAGGCCAAAACUUUUACUCAAAAUAAAUACUAGAUAUUAAAAAAAAAUACAAGAUCCAGAGAGGAACUGCUGACACUUCAGUAAUUAGUGCAAAUGUUGUAAAAAUUGCACUGCAUGUGCAAAACAUGUUAUGAAUGUUAUCACUAUUAUAAUAGAGACACUAGUGCAGUACUAGCGAUAAGAUCACUGAGGACAUCAUUGCUAAAGAUAUCAUUAAUAACCUUACUGUUAGUGUUGCUGACAGUGCUGACAAAAAUGCUGUUGUUGUUAGCAAUAUUACUUCACUGAUAGCAUUUUGUGUGUUAUUUUUACUGUAAAAAAUGCUAACUUAAGUCUUUUAUAUGGAUAGUGUAAAAGUGCUGUAACAGAAAUGAAGCAGAUCCGUCAGAAACAUCAACAUUUACCUCAAAUCUGUUGAUAAAUUACUAGGAAAAGACUUAGAAUGGCUAAAGUUGCUAUGUAACAGCACUUAGCAUCAACGUGACAGCAUUUAUUAUGAAUGUGAUAAUGAUAACAUUGGCAAUCUCACUGUUAGCAUUGCUAGUAGUAACAGCAUUAUUACCUGUUACUGCCAAAAGGCCAUUUUACUGCCAGUUAUGCUAAAAAGUAAAUUGGAUAUCUUUUUAUAUGGACAUUCUAAAGGUGCAGUAACUAUGGAAACAAGAUAGAAACAUCAAGAAUAUCAACAUGCACCUCAGCUGUGUUGGAAAAAUACAAAGAAAGUAUUCAGUAUGGCUAGAAUUACAUUUAAUUACACUUAGCAUCAACCGGUAAUUUAAACAUGGUACUGUCAUGCUGACGAGCGUGAAGUCAGAAAAAUUAUGAAUACUGCAAAAGGUGACUGCUAGAAAAAAGUUCUAUACAAACUUUAUUGUUAAUACUAAUGUUAUCACUUGCAUUUACAUAACAGCUUUCAUUAUUAAUGUGGUAAUGCUAAUAAUAUUAACGAUGUCCCUGUUAGCAGUGCUAGUAAUAACAAUAUUGAAAUCUCUCUUAACAUUCCUAAUCUCUAUUAUUCUUAUAAUUAGGGAUUUUGUAUUUGCCAAAAGACCUCCAUUUUACUGCAAAUGAUGCUAAAAAUUUAGCUAGCACGUAAUUUUUCUAUCUUAUAUUAGUGUAAAGAUGACAACGUUAACGUGACAUUAAUAGCAUCACUGCUAGCUUUAUUAAUGAUAUGACAUCAUGAUAUUCAUGACAUCCAUUAUUAAUGACAGUAAUAACAUUCAUGACAUUGCUGUCAUUAAUAAGUGAUAGCAUUCAUGACAUCACUGUUCCCUUAUUAAUGAUAACAUGAAUGACAUCACUGUUAUGACAGCGAUAACAUUCAUGAGUUCACUUUUGUUAAUAUUAAUGACAUCACUGUUUGCUUAUUAAUGAUAACAUUGACAUCACGGUUCGCAUUGUGAUUUUUACACUCUUAUUACUGCAGUGUAGCUGUACUUCCUCUCUGUGUUUAUAUAUAUAUAUAUAUAUAUAUAUAUAUAUAUAUAUAUAAAUGUAAUGUAUUUGUACGUAUGUUGUUCAGUUUGUACUUUUUUUAUUUCUAUUGAUAUUUUUCUAUUUUUCUGUCUUGACAUUUCUAUAUAUAUAAAUAAUAAAUAUAAGCUUAUAUUUUCAUUAUGUAAUCUUAUGUAAGUGCUUCUGGAGGGACAGAAGGGCGGAGUUUGGUGUCGCUUCACUUAUUUUAUUUUUAAACAAAAACAUGAAGGACAUCUCGCUAUGAACAUUUCUGUCUGUGUUUUCUAAUCUAUAGGUUCAUUAUCCAUCAGAUCAAAAUAUAUUAGAGUUAUGCUUUUAUAAUGUAUGUAAUGUGUUUUAUUUCGUGUUUGAUCAUCUCAGACCACUGUGAGGAUGUAGUACGUACACACACACACACACACACUUCAUGGUCGGAAAAGAUAUGUGUAAAGUGUGUAAAUAUAUGUGAUAUAUUGUUUAUGAUGGUUUAUGACCCACACACGAAAUAAAAGUCUGCUAAAAAACAGUUCACAUUCUGUUUCUUCACUGUGGGCGUGUUCCAAACCACACCCUGUUCACUAUAUGGUGCACAUAAACAUCAUUAGUCCGCUGUGGCUGUGUCUCGAACUCUUCCUAUGAGGACUGGGUUGAGUUUUAUUAAACUUGGAAUCUGAGUGCCGUUUGUGUCAUUGUGCUGUGUUUGGUUCUGUUCUUGUGGAUGAUGGAACCCUGUCCUUUGUUCUCACUGUCUCCUGCUGUGGUCCAAGUGCUUUAUUCAGGAUGAAAUACAAAUAAAAAGUGUUGUGUUAUGA
Messenger RNA from Neoarius graeffei (lesser salmon catfish), 3278 nucleotides. It is a transcript of the gene palm1b, whose product is annotated as paralemmin 1b. Gene Ontology annotation, biological process: regulation of cell shape. Lineage: Eukaryota; Metazoa; Chordata; Actinopteri; Siluriformes; Ariidae. Gene Ontology annotation, cellular component: membrane. The record is from RefSeq and is a predicted model, not a curated record. The transcript is spliced from 7 exons. Bases 263 to 1000 code for a protein of 245 amino acids.